AUGCCCACUCAGUCCGGGACGCGGCUAGGCCACAAGCAACGGGGAUCGAUGAUGGUGCCGCCAGUGGUGAGAUCGACCAUCACCACUCACCACGCGCGCCGUCAUGGGGGGCGUCCGGUGCUUAAAUGCAAUGCGCGGGACGGGUACAAUACAAGGUCAGAGUGGCGCUGGCUGUGGGAUGCAACAAGCAGGCCGGCUGGAGCGGAGUCGCCGUUCGAUAAGCCGCAAAGAUACAGUCACCCUCACGACGACGGCCAGUGGCUGUGGCCUCCAUCCUCACCGCUCGCACUCGCGCCAGAGAGUACCAAUGCUGCUGGUACGCGCCGCCCGCCUCCUCUUUUGCCCCCUCUUCCCCCCUCGGCCGCGACGCCUGCCCAGCUCCCCAGCUUCCCAGCCUGCGCAGCUGCGUGGCACAGCAUCGUCAACACCAGGGCCGGCAGGGAAGACGCCUCGCUGGGCUGCGCAGUGAUACAAUACGCCCCAUUGCCUCGUAUGCAUCGCCUAGACGCCGCGACUUGGCCUGAUGCCGAUGCUCCCACCCGACUCGCCAUCCACCCCAUCACCCCAUCACCCCUCGGACAUGAAGCCUUCCGCAGCUAUACCGUACCACACCAUGUCUCCCGCCGGCAUCCUCAACAAAACCCGUCCCCACGCGGAGAGGGGCUUCUUCCUUGCCGAGCACACGGCACACCGAGUCAAGCCUGUCCGGUCCACUACUGUGCACACCCUACUCUACAACCAGCCGAUGCAGACAGACCAGGUUGCAAUCGCCCUCACGUGUGCGCCAUCAAUCCGCCGUCUACGUCCUGA
Messenger RNA from Bipolaris oryzae ATCC 44560, 810 nucleotides. RefSeq lists its product as uncharacterized. NCBI's taxonomy places the organism in Eukaryota, Fungi, Ascomycota, Dothideomycetes, Pleosporales, Pleosporaceae. Bases 1 to 810 code for a protein of 269 amino acids. The transcript has 4 exons. The record is from RefSeq and is a predicted model, not a curated record.